GUGGUUGUGUGAGUGCGCGCGCACGGGCGUUGCUGCCUGUUCCGUUGCCCGGCCGCAGUCCUCCCAUCCAAGCUUCUCCUCCUUUUCUCCUGCGCACCCGACCGAGCCCGAAGCAGUUGCACGGUCCGACGGUUCGCCGAGUGGACUCGGAUCCGGCUCUUCCCCUGAGCCUAAUGAGCGUGUGUCAAAGGGCGGGGGUAAGAAUGGGAUGGAAAAAAGACGAGAGGAAGGUCCACUUAAGCCUUUGCCGUCGCUGCACUCGCCGUGUACUUGUGCGCGGGAGAGUGUGUGUGGAAUUAACCCUUGCCGCCUGCGAGAAGGGCUUGCGACUUGAUCGCUGUGGGCGCAACCGAGCAAUCAGGCGCGAGCGAAGGACACUCGACCCGUUGGUUCCGCACCCGUGGCGAGGGCAGUGCGCCCUCCCCUGCCGUCCCGUGCGUCAUUCGAGGCAAUCUCGUGACGCGCCAGGCGGCCUAGAUUUCCCGCGAGACGGAAAAGGAGAGAACCUUCGCUGCCGAUCGCGAAUCCACUGAGCGGACUCGGCAUUGCGCUAGUGUUGGUGUGCGACCGCAUUUCACGUUCCGUCCGCUGGCGGCGAACGGACUCGACCGUGUACGUGUGCGGCCGCAACCCACGAGCGACGACGCUGGCUCAGGUUUAUCCCUGCCGUCCGGGGUUCAGUUUUGAGUUUGCCACUGGAGCGGUAACAGGGCUCGAAAGCGGUCGAGGGUCAUCCGGAGUCCUUCCCAGUAGUAAACGUUCCAAUAGAGAAGUUCCUUGUGCCGCAGUUGGUGCUGCGCCGUCCGCCGCAAUCGCAUUUUCCCAUUUCACGAGAAUUGUUUGCCGCGCAGUUUCGCGGCAUUGAGUGCGGAGGCAACGAGUAUCGGCUGCAAGUCGCUUGUCAACAAAGUGCACGCCGCAGACGCUCUGUGUCGAUUGUUGUGCCGCCGCCAGUGGUUGGCCGCUCGAGUGUCACAAUUUGAUUUUUGCUGGACGCUGCGCGUUUCCGUUCGAGCCAUCGAGUCCCGCGGAACUCACCGCCCUCCGCGUCCGGGAAGUGUGUCGAUCGCUGGGUCAGCUUUCCCCCGAGUGACUGUUUACGAAUUCCGAACUCCAGCGGGGCAGGAAAGUGGAAGCCGCGCGGGGAGGAAGUCGUUGCGAAAUUAGUGCACGCUCGCCGCACUCAGGAUAUGAUGUCAUGACGCGAGCUCUAGCCGCGAUCGGGACAGUGAAUCACGACCAAUCGCCCAAAGGAGCUUAGCGCCCCGCUCGCCGCGCAGCACGGUCGAUCGCGUGUCGCAACCCUUUCGCCCAACCCUAGCUUGACGCAAUGCUGACGUGUAGUCCAUGAACCGCAACCUCCCACCAGCAACAGGAGUCGCCCUCGAGUGCCGUCCCGUCCCUCGCCGAAGGAAGUGACCUCGAUCCAUCCCCGUCUGAACAGUCGCACACGGAAACGAAUCGUGGAAAGUUUGUGUACCUGCGGAACGCGAGCGACGAGGGGUUUUCCUUGCCAGCAAUUUAGUCGUCCCUCGCGGUUAACUGCGCGGAGAGAGAGAGCCUUGAGUGGAAGGCGAGUGUCACCCAUCCCCACCCCGGCAGCAGCCAGUCCGGUGCCGCGAUCGGUCUUCGUCGCCGACCACAGCUGAGUUGCGUUUCACAAAAGGAUUAAGUCGGUCGUGCUCUCCGCGAUCCGUGCCGUCCCUGUGCUGUGGUGUCUCAGUGAAUGCGAGUCGCGAUCAUUCCACCCCCGGACGUGUGCCAAGCUCCUUCGGCCUCUAUCAGCCUGUGCUCGGGAUUGCACCCUCAGUAUUCGGGCAAACACUUGUUGAACAGUUCGCAGCGGAGCAGUGAGAACAAGAAGUGAAAACAGUGCACCCGGAAGUGAAGUGAACUUUAUUGGAUUCCCAAUUUGAGUGGCGCAUCCGCCCUGGUUCGAGUAAGCCGACAAGGAGAUGUCCUCGAACAUCGUCCUGUGCCAGAGGAUUGUCAAAGGAAUUCAACAUUAAAACAGCCUCCAAUGCGAAGAUUCAAAAUUAAGCAAAUUUUCAAUCGACAACAUAUUUGGAAUUAACAUAUUUGAUAAUAUUCAAUAUCAUCUACAAAAGAUAUUUAUUUACAUCGUUGGCUCUGUUUUCGGAGUUUACUAUUCUAUUAUUCAAGAGGAGCAAACGUUUAUAAAGCGUUCGCGUUGUCAUCCUCUCGAAUAGAAAGGAUUAAGGAUAUUUUCUAAGUAGCCGUUCCCGUAAAAAAGUCAAGAUAACGAUUCUCAAGAUGCAAUCGAUAAAAAAUCCCCAACAAAAAAUGACGCAGCGGUUUUGUCUGCGAUGGAACAAUCAUCAGAGUAAUCUGUUGUCAGUGUUUGACCAGCUACUACACGCUGAAACGUUUACGGAUGUAACGUUGGCUGUUGAAGGACAGUAUUUGAAAGCACAUAAGAUGGUUUUGUCAGCUUGUAGCCCAUAUUUUAAUGCAUUAUUUGUUAAUCAUCCCGAGAAACAUCCCAUUGUUAUAUUAAAAGAUGUACCGUAUGCUGAUAUGAAGAGCUUAUUAGACUUUAUGUAUAGAGGGGAAGUUUCUGUGGAUCAGGAACGUCUCACAGCAUUCCUUCGAGUGGCUGAAACUCUUAGAAUCAAGGGUUUAACCGAAGUAAAUGAUGAUAAACCAAUGGGACCUGCUACACCACCACCUCCACCGCAGUUGCAUCGAAUUCAACCCUAUCUGGCGCAACAGCGUAAAAACCAACAAGCAAUGAUGAAUAGUCCUUUGCUUGGUUCAGCGCUAUCGAUGCCUAAGCGAAAGCGAGGGCGUCCGAGAAAACUGUCAGGAAGUUCGAAUGGAACUGGCAACGACUUUGAUGAUUAUGAUCGCGAGAAUUUGAUUCAGGGAUCACCGGAAAUGUUAGAAGUUAAGAUGGGUACCGAAGGAUAUUCAGGAAAUGAAGGUUCAGAUGAUAAUCAAAGAGAAUCCGGCGAUAAUGAUAAUGAACAAGACUCAAAUCAGGGCCGAAUGGAUACACAGGACACAUUAAAUAAAUCACAAACGAAAGACAGUAGAAAAGAUAAUGAUAACAGUACAUCCGAUAUUGUUAACAACUCCCCUGAACUUACCCAACGUUUACUAGGUAUAAGUAUAAAACCUGAUCUCGAAUCGAAAAAGCUAUUGGUCAAUCCGUUGGCAACAAGUUCAACCAAUUCGUCCAUUAACUACUCGAAUAGCUUACUUCAGCAACAAUUGCAGAAUGACUCUCUCAACAACAAUAACACAAAUGAAGUGUCGAUUACCACCGCCAAUAAUCUCCGCACACAGUAUUUAAUUCAAAUGAGCAAUGCCGGUGCAUCGUCAAUAAACUCAUCCUCACCGGAUUUUGCCGGCAAUGAUCCCACCUCACCGACAUCCUCAAACUCUGCGAGACCGCCUCAGCGAAGACGUGUUCGUCGGAAAGCUACUUCUUCAUUGGAUGAUCAAGCCGAGCAUCUUACGGAAAUGUCCGUUCGAGGCUUGGAUCUUUUCCGCUAUGCAAGCAUAACGGAAGGAAUAUACCAAUGCACCGAAUGUGCGAAAGAAAAUGUCCAAAAGACUUUCAAAAAUAAGUACAGCUUCCAGAGGCACGCCUUCCUCUACCACGAAGGAAAACAUCGUAAAGUGUUCCCUUGUCCAGUAUGUGGCAAGGAGUUCUCCCGGCCGGAUAAAAUGAAGAAUCACAUGAAAACAACUCAUGAAUGCUUCAUCCCGAAAGAAAUCAACUACCACCAUCCGUUGAAUUACUUAAUAACAGCUGCGACUGCAGGCGAUAUCCCUCAAUUAUUUUCACAUAUAGAAAACUCGUCACCCUCGGCGGGCGAGAAUCCAGGUAUUGGCUACGAAUCCUCAUCAAUAUCACCACGAGUGAGCAUUGUAGAGAAUACGACGCCUAAUACCAAUCAGAGCAGCAGCGGAGGUGAAAAUCCAGAGAGUCAAGACGACCAUGAAAUUCGAGACAAUGUAGCAUUCGUAAAGGAUGAAAUCCUCGAUCAGCCUCUUCUGCCCAUUUCAAUAGCCGAGCCCAGUAUUUCGAUUAUGGAUACUGAGGAAGUGAAAUAGGCUCACUUUCUCCAGCCAAUCCAUAUUUUUUGUUAAAUUGAAUUAAUCAACUGGUGCAUGUUCUUAUCAGGCUAAGAUUGUAGUAUGAUAUAGUAAUUAUUCGACUAGCAAUAAGUUAAUCGCAUAAAAAUAUAUGAAUAAGAAUAGAACUGUUUUGAAGCAGUUCAUCGAUCUUGUUUGAAGAAAAGAAAGUACACCGCCCAAGCUCUACAUCCUGUAAAUUGGAGAGUCAUCACUCAUUAGUCGUUUAAGUUCGCACAAUUUUCUACUGAAUGAGUUUAGAACUAUUUGUUUAUCGCAGUCUAAAUUAAGGUCCAUUGAAAAAGAUUCUGUGAAAAGAAAGUCUGAAUUAAACGCACUUAUGGACUUGAAAGCACAAGUACUGGAAGCAAACACAAAUCUGAAAUGAAUAUAUGUUUACGAGGGAUAAAUAUCUAGCAACAAAGCAAUAUUCAAGGAUAUAUAUUUUUAUGCUAUUGCAGCAAUCUAUUAAGCGAAAUGACAUUAUGUAAUAAUGAACUAUUAUAGAACUGUUUAAAAAACAUUGAAUAUUAUCGAUACGACUAGGUUUAGCAAGUAGAAUUACAAAACACAAAUAACCGAGCACAAAACGCAAUAACUAUUGAUUAGGAGAUAAAUAUUAUUUCGGUACACAUAUCAAUAAACUGAUAAAUUAUACAUAGUUAAGAUAAAAAUCAACUUACAUGGUGCUAUGUGCCUUGAACUUUCCUAGUUUUAUUGCCCCCCUCCCCGUUAAAGCAAUCUUACGCUAAUCUUAAGUGAUACGUACAUGGAAUAGUAAGAUUAUAUUUUAUACAAUUUUUAGAUAAAUAGUAUAAUACUAAAAACAAAUCUACUUUAUUUGAACAAUUUUCAUAGAAUGAAAACGAACAAAAUAUGUAAAAAUUAUCUACUUCGAAUGGAGAUUUUGUUUUCUUUAUCAAUUAUAUUUGGAAAUUUAAUUCAUGCUAGACCGCCUUUCCGGAAUUAUAGUUAUUUGCAGAGAAAAUAAUGAAUAAUUUGUGAAAAGAAUUAUGAAUUCGGCAGAAUAGAAGAGUAGAAUCCAAUUAAUUUAUUUUUAUACAAUAAUUUAGCAAUAAGCGUCUAAUUUCAAUAUUUCUUGUUACUAUCCAUUUAAAAUAUUGAAUUUUGAAUUUUAUUUAGUGGCAAACUUGUAGAAGCUGAAAACUAUAUAAAUUUUUAAUGAUAUCAACUAUCGCGUUGCAUAUCUUCCAAGGAAUAAUGUGGUUUAUGUGAUCUCCAGAUAGCUGAAUGAUGCGGUGACCAUUUUCAUGAUAUGGUGAUAAAUCAAAAUUUUUGUUUCUACUAACGAAUUUUUCGAUUGUAAAUACUCAAUAAAUAUUAAAGUUAUUAAUUUAAAUUCGCUAGAAUUGUUACUCAAUAGAAAUUGUCGAGUAGUGAAUUAAAAAAGGAUCAUUUGAUUGUCCUAACAAAAUACUUUCUCGUUAGUAAUCAAAGAACAACAAAACGUUGAUUGCAACAACGUAUAAUGCUGAAAAGAUAUUCAUUGUUAGACUUAAAAAGAGAAACAUUGACAUGAUGACAUCCAUCCACGCAAUAUGCUUUGUUAUUGAUUCAAAACUAUAUAAAUCAAACGGUCCUUUUUUGAUUUACGAAGAAGAAUUUCAAUGUUCGUUACUUAAAAAAAAAUUCGUCUUAAGAAUCCUCAACGUAUUCAGUUGUACUGAUUAAAUGGGCCAAUACUAAUAAUAUAAAAGCAGAAAUAUCCAGCAAUCAACCACUAAUCCAUUUCGUCAUAUUCCACGUGUACAUCAAAAUUUUCCGUAAGUCACAACAAUAAUUUUCUUGAAUAUGUAAAGAACGCAAUAAUGGCUUGUUGUUAGCUAACUUGUCGCAGUACCUUCCCAGCCAGCCAGUCGUCCAGUUAGUUAGCAACGUCGUUAACUGCUCAAAAAUAAGCAAAGCUCUAGUGGCCCUUCUUAAGAGAAGGAAUAUUUUUUUUUUAAUUUAAAUGAAAACGGAGAAUAUUUACGGAAUGGGUAUUUCAUUUUGAAAAAUAUUCUAGACAAACAGCGUAGGCAUAUAGGAAUCUUGUUCAUUUUUGACAGUGGUAGGAGUAGGCUAAGAGGAGGUCGUCAUUGAGGGCAGGUCAUAUCUACGGCGUGCUGAAUCUUAGCUAUGUUCUUACGACCAAACUGAGCUGAUCAUACACAAAUGAAAGGAUUUCGCAGUGUACAAUAGCCCAAAACCGUCCAUCUAUAUUUUUUUUUGAUAGAAAAAUGUAAUAACUCAAUUCGAUGAGGGAGAUAUUUCUCUUCAAUGAUAAUGGAAAUAAUAACAACAAACAAUUCCGCUAUCACCAACCGCACCCGCUUUUUUUCGUACGGCAUAGUAUUCCUUACGUUCGAGGCUAGUGCUAUUUGAGGCGGACGAUUGUUCCUUACUCUUAAACAUGUUAUAUGCAACCAACAACAUUUUUUUUUCUCCGAUUGAUUAUGCAAUUAUUCAGCAGCUAUCAAUAUUUUUGAACAACCUAAUUGAUAAUUUAAUUUCCAAUUUUUCUAUAAUCGAUUCUUUGUUGAGACUUUCAAGUAAGCCCAUCUUCCUGCCAACCUCACGCCCCUUUUUCCCAAACCCCUUACUACAAGUUAAAAUAUGAUACAGUUACUAAAAUAAUCAGUACAAGUUGUAUAUAUUAAAUAAUUUAAAUCUAGUGAAAUACUUAACAACUACAAAUUAGAUUUAACCCAAAAUAAAUAAACAACAAAACACAUUUGACUUCCAGUGAAACAUAAAAAGUAAAAAAGUAGUAAAUGUAAGAGAGUUAAAUAACUGCUGCAGUUUUUCAAAUCUUCUUACUACAAGACUUUAGUUAGGAAAUUCACUGAAAGCAAUUUUAUAUUCCCCGAAUAUCAUUCAAUUCGGCACAGACACAUACCCACAUAAUAUUGAGAAAUGCAUAGCAAAAAUUUAAAUCGAAUAUAAAAUUGUUCUCACGAAUAUAAUAUAUGGUAAAAUACGAUAAUUUAAUUCAGACUUUGAGUUAAGGAGAAAAUGUGAAUUCAUCUUACAUUUACGUACAUUAUAGUAAUGUUGUUUAAUUUUUUUAUUAUAUCGAAUUAUCUUCUUUAUUUUUAAUUCAUUAUCUUAAAUUUUUAUAUUUGUAAUCUUUUAUAACUGAUAUUUUCUAAUGUAUUAAAGCAUUUUUCUGAAA
This is a messenger RNA of Hermetia illucens (black soldier fly), 7279 nucleotides long. It is a transcript of the gene ttk, whose product is annotated as protein tramtrack, beta isoform. NCBI's taxonomy places the organism in Eukaryota, Metazoa, Arthropoda, Insecta, Diptera, Stratiomyidae. Bases 2275 to 4083 code for a protein of 602 amino acids. Gene Ontology annotation, cellular component: nucleus. Gene Ontology annotation, biological process: regulation of transcription by RNA polymerase II. The record is from RefSeq and is a predicted model, not a curated record. Gene Ontology annotation, molecular function: protein binding. The transcript has 7 exons.